CUCACAUCUUUCGUGGCCACACAAGAAGUUCCACCGAGGACGAUCCUCAGAACUACGGUGCCCACAACGUUGGGCCCAUCGCCAAAGUAAUUGAGGUUGUCUUGCGAUUCCUGCUAGAGGAAUGGUGGGGCGCAGCGGAGACUUCGAGUGGAGGCCUCCAGACGCUUCCAGCGCAAAGCUGGAAACCAGAAAUACAUCGCCCAGGCCUACAUCCAGCCUGGCGCUCCUUGUUCUCGUCUUUCGUGUCUCUCUCUCUUCCUCGCCCCUCCUUCUCCUCCUCCUCUCCUCCUCCUCCUCCUCCCCCUUUUCCGCGUCCCAUUGUCAUGAAUUGUUAUACUCAGCAUAGGUAUGUAUGCUCGUCCUCUUCCAUCAACAGCCAUAGCGGCACAGGGAAUCAGGGGCAGACUGGAGUCGUGCCAGCGAGCGGUGUGCACUCGGGAGGCUGGGCAGCCAUGGGUCGCGUCAUCCGCGGGUCGCGCAAGGGCAAGAGUUUGAUCUUCACGGCCAAGACGCGCCUUCGGAAGGGCGCCGUGAAGCUCCGCUCCGCGGACUAUGCCGAGCGUGCUGGGUACAUCAAGGGUCUUGUCAAGAACAUCAUUCACGACCCUGGCCGCGGCGCCCCCCUGGCAGAGGUCGUCUUCCACGAUCAGUACCGCUACAAGCUGAACAAGGAGCUGAUGGUGGCCGUGGAGGGUCUGCACACUGGCCAAUUCGUCUACUGCGGCGCCAAGGCUCAGCUCGCGGUGGGCAACGUGAUGCCGGUGGGCAAGAUGCCAGAGGGCACCGUUGUCUCCAUGUGCGAGGAGAAGGCGACGGACCGUGGCAGGAUCGCCCGAGCGUCUGGCACGUCUUGUAUGGUGGUGGGGCACUCGGACGACAACCGCAAGACGCGCAUUCGCCUCCCCAGCGGCACGCGGAAGACCAUCCCGUCCACUUGCCGCGCCAUCGUGGGCAUAGUGGCCGGCGGAGGCCGCAUGGACAAGCCAGUGCUGAAGGCUGGCAACAACUUCCACAAGUACCGCGUCAAGCGCAACAGCUGGCCUAAGGUGCGCGGUUGCGCCAUGAACCCUGUGGAGCAUCCUCACGGCGGAGGGAACCACCAGCAUGUCGGGCACCCGACGACCACCAGCCGGAACGCGCCACCGGGUGCCAAGGUCGGCUUGAUCGCGGCGCGCCGCACAGGCCUGCUCAAGGGCGGCAAGGGGAAGAUGAACAAGUGAGCUGCCGAGGCUCGUUGAGGAUGAUGAGGAGGAGG
Molecule: messenger RNA, 1255 nt
Organism: Prorocentrum cordatum
Lineage: Eukaryota; Dinophyceae; Prorocentrales; Prorocentraceae
Source: the annotation of a GenBank genome assembly